CCAGGCUCCGCUCUCCUCUCGCAGCGCCUGACGUCUUUUGCGCAUUUCCUGCAUUAGGAAAGACAGACAGACAGACAGACAGAGACCGAGACAGACACCCAAGAGAGAGAGGCAGGGAGGGGGCUCCUGAAGUCAGGACCCCAGACAGAUCUGCAAAGGGGGUGGUGGGGGGGAGAAGCCCAAGCCUUGUGUGUGUGUGUUUUCAAAGAAUACUAUGCAUUUAUUUCUUUAAAAAGUGUGUGUGUGUAGAGAGAGAGGGAGAGGCAAAGCGAGCAGCAGCCCACACCCUCCUCCCCUCUUCCCCCUUCCCUUCUUUUCCCCAGCCAUCCCCCAUGCCUUGGAUCCCUGGAUCCACUGGAUCCCUGGCCUUGGAAGCAGAGGAGGAAGAGGAGGAGGAGGAAGAGGAGAUCGGCUGCAACAGUAGCAGCAACCCACCGAAGAGGCGGAUGAACCUCUCCCCAGCUCCUUGCCUGGCUUCCCAGAGUGGGCUUGGAUCCCAAGGGGGGGACACAAGAAGAACAACAAUAGCAACACCACCAACAACAAAAUACAAAUAAAAAGUGACGCCAUCUAACCAUGGUGGUUUUUAAUGGCAUGCUGAAAAUCAAGAUCUGCGAAGCAGUGAACCUGAAGCCCACCCCUUGGUCACUCCGGCAUGCCGUGGGUCCCAGGCCCCAGACCUUUCUGCUGGACCCGUACAUUGCCCUCAACGUGGACGAUUCCAGGAUCGGGCAGACCUCGACCAAGCAGAAGACCAACAGCCCCGCGUGGAACGAUGAAUUUGUCACGGACGUGAGCAAUGGGAGAAAGAUUGAAAUGGCUGUUUUCCACGAUGCCCCCAUUGGGUACGAUGAUUUUGUGGCCAACUGUACGAUCCAGUUUGAGGACCUGCUGCAGAACGGGAGCCGCCACUUCGAGGACUGGAUUGAUCUGGAGCCAGAAGGAAGAGUGUAUGUCAUCAUAGACCUUUCAGGUUCAUCAGGUGAAGCACCCAAAGACAAUGAAGAACGAGUCUUUAGGGAGCGGAUGCGCCCUCGAAAGCGCCAAGGGGCAGUGCGGCGGAGGGUCCACCAGGUUAAUGGGCACAAGUUUAUGGCCACCUAUCUUAGACAACCAACCUACUGUUCACACUGCAGAGACUUUAUAUGGGGAGUAAUAGGAAAGCAAGGGUACCAAUGUCAAGUUUGCACUUGCGUAGUCCACAAGCGAUGCCAUGAACUUAUCAUAACAAAAUGCGCUGGCUUGAAGAAGCAGGAAGCCCAUGACGAGGUAGGCUCCCAGCGCUUCAGUGUCAACAUGCCUCACAAGUUCAGCAUUCACAAUUAUAAAGUGCCCACCUUCUGUGACCACUGUGGUUCAUUGCUCUGGGGUCUUCUAAGACAAGGUUUACAAUGUAAAGUUUGCAAGAUGAAUGUACAUAGACGCUGUGAAACAAAUGUGGCACCAAACUGUGGGGUGGAUGCAAGAGGAAUAGCUAAAGUUCUUGCAGAUCUUGGCGUCACUCCAGAUAAGAUCACUAAUAGUGGAACAAGAAGAAAGAAGCUUGUUCCAGGUGCAGAAUCUCAACCGCCAGUUCCUGGGUCUUCACCAGAAGAUGACAGGUCAAAGUCAGCACCAACAUCCCCAUGUGAUCAAGAAAUUAAAGAGCUUGAAAAUAACAUUAGGAAAGCAUUGUCAUUUGAUAACCGAGGAGAAGAACACAGGGGAGCAGCAACAACCUCAACUGACAACCAACUCAACACUCCUGGCGAGAAUGGGGAAAAUGGAGAGGUCAAACCACAGACGAAGCGCAUGGGCCUCGAAGAGUUUAACUUCAUCAAAGUGUUAGGAAAAGGCAGUUUUGGGAAGGUAAUGCUAGCUGAGUUGAAAGGCAAAGAUGAAGUAUAUGCAGUAAAAGUUCUAAAGAAAGAUGUCAUCUUGCAAGAUGAUGAUGUGGACUGCACGAUGACAGAAAAACGGAUUCUGGCAUUAGCACGGAAACAUCCCUACUUAACACAACUUUACUGCUGCUUCCAGACCAAGGACCGCCUCUUUUUCGUCAUGGAAUAUGUCAAUGGAGGAGACCUAAUGUUUCAGAUUCAACGCUCGCGCAAAUUUGAUGAGCCUCGCUCCCGCUUCUAUGCAGCAGAGGUCACAUCGGCACUUAUGUUCCUCCACCAACAUGGCGUCAUCUACAGGGACCUGAAACUGGACAAUAUUCUUCUUGAUGCCGAAGGCCACUGCAAACUAGCUGACUUUGGAAUGUGCAAGGAAGGGAUCUUGAAUGGAGUAACGACUACUACCUUUUGUGGAACGCCAGACUACAUAGCUCCAGAGAUCCUCCAGGAAUUAGAAUAUGGUCCUUCAGUAGACUGGUGGGCACUGGGUGUUCUCAUGUAUGAAAUGAUGGCCGGGCAACCCCCCUUUGAAGCUGACAAUGAAGAUGACCUCUUUGAGUCCAUCUUGCAUGAUGAUGUCCUGUAUCCAGUGUGGCUUAGCAAAGAAGCUGUCAGCAUUUUGAAAGCUUUCAUGACAAAAAAUCCAAAUAAGCGACUCGGCUGUGUAGCAUCCCAGAAUGGUGAAGAUGCCAUUAAGCAACACCCAUUCUUUAAAGAAAUCGACUGGGUUCUUCUAGAACAAAGGAAAAUCAAGCCACCCUUCAAACCUCGGAUUAAAACCAAAAGGGAUGUAAAUAAUUUUGAUCAAGACUUUACGCGAGAAGACCCAAUAUUAACGCAAGUGGAUGAGGCCAUUAUAAAGCAAAUCAACCAAGAGGAAUUUAAAGGCUUCUCAUAUUUUGGAGAAGAGCUGCUGCCAUAGGAGUCCUCAGCCCACCUCAGAUGUGACCAAGAUCACUGACACUGCAAGAUGUGGUUCUGAGAAGACCUUCCAGAUGGAACAUCAAGAACUACUACUUUUACCAUGAGCCCAGAUACUCCCUAUCCUUUACACUAUUAUCUAUCUAUUUAUUAUUUUUCUCUCAUCUUUGAUCUGGAGGCUCUCAUAACAUCUGUCUCACAAAACAAUGCAAAAUAUUUUGUAUCAGAAUUUGUAAGUGUAACACAUUGCUGUUGUUUCUUGCUGCUGCUGCUUUAUUGUUCUCAAACUCAGUUUGAGACCUUUUUUUUAAUUCCCCAAAAGGCUGCACUGCCUCCCUUUUUAUUCCAUGAAGGGGAGGAUGCCACUGAGGUGAGCCUAUAAAUCAGGUUUAAGAUUUGCUGUGCCAAUGCAAUAUUGGAUCCAGAUUUUGAGAUUUAAAGCCAGCUGUUAGUCCCAACUAGAGGGGGUCUAUUGAAUCAAUGGGAACUUGGCAAGUCACCACUUAAGUAAAUUCUAUGAUUCAGCAGAUCUGCUCUAUUUGAGACUAAGAACUGGGUUAAGAGUUUACAUUGAAUUAAGUACCUUUGUUUUCAGUGGGUCUGCUAUAUGUUUGCUAAAGUCAGGAUUGAAUCCAUUCUGUUUUGACAGCAUUGUAGAGACAUUUUGACAGCUUGAGGUGUAGAUCUAAAAUUAGCGAGAGUUUUGCCAGUGAUCUCAACAGGAUGCAGAUCAUAUCCAUUGAAGGGCAUAUAUUUAAACUGGGUAAGGUUGGAUCCCAGUGAACCUCAACAAAACUUAUCUCUACAUUUUUUAAUAAAAAGCAUACUCAGAAGGUUGCUGAUCUGAAUGCAUAACUCUUUCCCUACAUGUCAUUAUUCCUAUCAAAAUCCCCUCCACUUUACUCUAGAGCAGUAGUCCCCAAACUGUGCUCUUUAAGGGAUUUUGGACUUCAGUUCCCAGAAUCCCAGACUAUUGGCCAACAUGGCUGAGGCUUCUGGGAGCUGAAGUCCAAAAUUUCUUAAAGGGCACAGUUUGGGGACCACUUCUAAAGAUGCAUGUUUGCAGGACUAAAUAUAUAGAGUGAGAAUGUUUUUAGAGAACCAUUUAGAAAAAAAAAGAAACCAUUUUGAGGUGAAUGGAAACAGUUGAAUGAAGAAAGAAUUAGGCCCACUUCCACUGCUCUCUCAAAUGAUUUUUUUCUUGAUUAAAAGAUAACAUACAGUAUUUUGGCUUUAUUGCACAUAUUUUCAUGAAAUGUGUGCUUUUGCUUCAUUGAAAAGAUUGGUGCUCACAUGUAGAGUCUUGUAUCAGUACAGUUACAUAGGACAUUAAACCUAGAUAGCCUUAGUGUGCAGUAUCUUAAAAAUGUAGGUACAAGGGCCUCAUUCUAGAUCAGGACUUUACAAUGGAAGUAGGGGGUAUUAAGCCCUUGACUCUUGCUGUAGUCUGAUCAAGAUCAGAGUGGCUGCCCUUGUAAUUUGCCCUUGAGGAAUGUGAGAAAUCCGCCACUGAAUCUCCAACAUAGGCUGAGAGAUCCUGGACUGGGAGUCGCAGCAUAAAGUUCCACCUAGGCAUUACUAUUCACCAUUUCCCCACCCACAGGAAUCACCUGCCUCUUGAGCUAUCCCCCCCGCCAUAUGUCCAUUUAGUGGCCAGGAGGGAAGCAGAGGUCUACAGUGGCUAGUCUGGCUAUAUCUCUAUAGCUAGACACAGUGCAACAAAGGUACUUCCUUGGUGUUUUCCAGACAUCCCACAGGAUGAUGUCACUGCAUCUGGCUAUAGAAACAUAGUUGGGCAUGUGUCUGUCGCCACUCCCCACUCCCCAUAGUCCUCUAAAUGGAUGUAAUGGGAGUGCAAGAAGCAUGUGAGUUUUGAUGGGUUGGAAGUCAUUGUGUAAGGGAGGUGCUGAAUUUCUCCUUUUGCAGCAACCGAAGUCCCGUGUCACCAACAGGAUGCCAGCUUUAUUAUGUAUACCACUAAAUGUAAUAUGGAGCACUGCAAACACUAUAGACGUAUUCAGAGUAAAAGCCAUGUUACUCUAUUUUAGCAUUAGAAAGGCCUAAAGGAAUCCAUUAACAUUUUUGAGACUAACCGGUUUAUUCUAGCAUAAAUUCGUGGUCUCCAUUUCAUAAGAUGCAUGGAAUAGACAGAGCCUUCACUCUAUGUGUGGCGUGCUUAUGCUAGAAUAAACCAAUAUAUGCUAAAAUAAACUGGUUAGUCUUGAGGCUGCUGUGGCAUCCUUUUGGUUUUUUGUUUUUGCUUUUUAUAGGAAACACUAUGUCAAUAUUUCUAAUGGUCAGUGAAUUUAAUUUGGCUACCAUGUUAAUUUUAGUAAAUCUUUUCACAAUUGUUAGCCAUUUGUUUUGGACAUUCCUGGAGAAAUUCACCCAGGUAAGUGGCAAAUUGGUCCACACAAAUACAUCUCUGUAAUCCAAGGAUGCAAUGCAAACCUGUCUUCGUUUGGUGGCUCUAACAGGUGUGCUAUUCCUCAGUCAAACAUGGAUUGGAGUACACCCAUGUUAAUUUGGGGUACUCUUUAGAGUACAGUACACCCUCCCCUUAUGUGGGGGAUCCGUUCCGGGCCCUCCCACAUAAGGGGAAUCGAGUGUAUGUUCAAAUCCCAUUAAAAAUAAUGGGGGGUGUGCUCCAUUGUUUUGAUUGGGGCUUGCCUUCUGCGUGAAGUCAAAUCUAUGUAAGGCAAGCCCAUGUAAGGGGCGGACCAGCUGUAAUAACUGGAAUUUAUUCAGAUCUGAGAAAAGGUUUGUUCCUUGUUCAGAACAGAGGGAACAAAUUUGAGAGAGAGCAUUGUAUCAUAUUGAUUCAUGUGAAGACAGUCAUCUUAAUCUUAAUAGGAUGUAGAAAAUACCAUACAAUCCCUCUUGAUGGAUCUUCUUGAAAUAGAGCAUCAGACCAAUACAGAACCAAUAGUGUUCUAAGAGGCACAUGCACACAUAUCUUGUGUACAGGUAUUAGUAUAUUUUCCCACCACUUCAAAUGAAAAAGCAGCUUUUUGUAUGCAAAAUGGAGAAGCUCUGUGCCUAAAAGGAAUGGUUGAACUGAGGUGCCCCCAUGCCAAUCUAGCCUCUUAUAGCGAACAUGUUAAACAGUCCCUUCUAGCAAUGGCUGUAUCACUGCUUAGGAUCUGAUGUACAGAUUUUGAGGAAUGCUAUAAUCCCAGCAAACAUUGCAGGUGAAGAUUCCAUGAUGCUGACUUACACCUCUAUGCUCUGACCUUAUUAGGUGAGUAAAGGAUUUGAAACCUAAGUAGAACUCAGUGUCACACUAUCAAGUUGGGUCCAGCCUUGACUGUGAGUGACAAGGGGAAUUGUGGGCUGUUUGGUUGUUGGCUGCCCCAAAAUUACCAGUUUGAGCUCCAUGCAAAAGACGUUUGAGAGAGUUCAUUUCUGCCAUAAGCUCCAACAGGCAUAGUGCAACACUCCCAUAGUUAUUCUAGGAGUCUAUACUAGAACGUCUGCAUGCAGUUGCUUGAGAGUGAGAGCCAUUGGCUACAGUGUAUCUUACUUUUGAAGAAUUGCACUUAAUGUAUAGGGGAGAAAGGUGGAAUGCAUUUCUAAAUCUCCAUGAAGUUCUUCCAGAAAUCUGUUCCUGACAACCAUUUAUUCCUUGAAUAUGGACAAAUCUUGCCAAGAAAACCCCACAGCAGCCUUAGGGUCGCCAUAAGUAGGAAACAACUUGAAGGCACAGAACAGCAACAAUGAAUAGAUCAUUUUAGGAGGAGAAAUCCUCCCUCACAACCUCUUCUCCAUACUUAUACCUGAACAGCUUUUCAGAAUCAAUGAAUUGGCUAUUAAGGGAAUGGGGCAAAAAAUACCUACAAUAAUCACAUCUUUCCAAAGCUUUGUGACUUUAAAGAGUAUUAGGAAAUAGCCCAACUGCAGAAAUUACAACUAAUUAAAAUAGCCACAUUAAGCUUUCCUGAAAAUAUUUUUUGUAAGAAUAGAUAGCAGUCUUUAAGUUGUUGUUUUUCAGAAACUAUACCAAAAAUUUAAAACAAAACACAUGCGCACACACUCACUCACACAUAUACAGAUGCUUUAUAGACAGGUAUUAAAGGGCUAAAGAAAGGACAAAUUCCCCAAAAGCCUAUAAUAGCUUUAAUAAAGCAAAGUAGGUUUUCUACAGAUUUUACAGCUUCUUCAGUAGGUACAUGCUAAUGCUGCCAUAGUAAAACAAUUCAAAAAUUUGUGUCUGAAUCACUCAUGUCAUUGAUGCAAUGGCAGGUGUGAAGAGGACUGAACAGACACUUUUCCCCGUUAUGUUUCAUUGUAUUUUUUCAUUGUAUUGAAUUGGAAUGACUCACUUCAGUGACUUAUAUUUGUGUUCAAUAGCAGUGUGUUACUUUGCAGGCUUUUACAAAAAAAAAAAAAAAAAUGGGCAUGAUUUCUCCUUUGUGCAUGGAUCGUCCUGUCCCUCCUUCUUCCCUGAUGGCUUUUGACCAUGCAGAGGCUCAGCCAGGUCUUGGUAGAAUUAGACCCAUACAUGUUUGUUUUAUGUGUAUCUUGCAGCCCCCUUUUCAUGACUUCCUAUACAGGUUGCUAGCAUAGUCUGUGCAAAUGAACCUGGACUGGAAGGAGCUGCAGGGCUUCAACUAUGAUUCAUAUGAGUGUCCUAUAAUACAGCUUGUCUGAGUGUCAAGGUAGACCAGACAGUAAAUGUGUCUUUGCAUUUAACAUGCAUUUUAAAAAUGCAAACAGAAGUUCCAGAAGAGCAAUUUUUGAAUGGACAAGCCAAGAAAGGUUAAGUGCCCUCUUGCCGUUACAACCCGUCUUUAUCAACUCCUCCAAAGGGUGUUGUUUGUAGUUUUCAAAAACCAUCCAUGCUAAAUGGAAAAAAUUAAUUGAACAUCCAGUCUGGUUGCAUCUUCAGGCAUUGCAGUGCAUGUGGUCCCAGCUAAGGUUCAGAAAGGAAGAAGAGGUGAUGGAUCAUGUGAUACCGUGCUACUAUACCAGGCCAUGCCCAAUAGUACUACUGUUCUUUUGUUUUGAAUAAUGUAUGUGGGGAAAUCUGGUAUCAAACUGUGCUAUAUAGGAAAAAUACCAAGCCAAGCAAACCCAUUCAUGAUGUGACAGUGUUUUGAGAGACUGAAGAUCAAGAUUCAACGUUACAACUGACAUUGCUGAGAACUGUAAAUGGAUUUUCUUGUUUUAAAAAUAAUGGUAACUCAUUUGGAAAAUACAUUAAGCAAUGUGAAGUUACCGCCUGUAGAUAUGCUGACAGUGUUACAUACUCUUCUGAGAGUACAUCCUGUGUUUUUGUGUGUGUGCGCGUGUGUGCGUGCAUGUGAGUGUACCUGUAUUGUUGAGAUCAAUGUGUGUGUGUACGUGUGUGUAUAUAGAUAUAUAACUAUAAAUAUAUAGACAAAUACACACACACAUACACAUGUACACAUUUGGACCGAAUGAGCAGCUAAGUUGAAUCCAUUAUACUUGGUGCACUUGGACUUUCCAAUUGCACAAAAUAUAGAUAUAAAUAUACAGAUUGGCAGAGUGGCACUCAAGAAGCUUUUUUCUUUCUUUUUUUCCUUUUGGGGAUGGGGUGGGGGGAGGGUUACCUUUUGUACAGGUGAGGAUUUUGUAUAUACGUGUUUACUGCAAGGCCUGUGGAAUUCAAUGAAUAUAGAGGUAUCAACUGCUGCAUGUUCAGGCAUAUUAUUAAAAAAAAGUUAGCCUAUGAAAGAA
Molecule: messenger RNA, 8498 nt
Organism: Sceloporus undulatus (fence lizard)
Lineage: Eukaryota; Metazoa; Chordata; Lepidosauria; Squamata; Phrynosomatidae
Gene: PRKCE
Product: protein kinase C epsilon
Exons: 16
Coding region: 577-2799 (740 amino acids)
Biological process (GO): protein phosphorylation
Molecular function (GO): diacylglycerol-dependent serine/threonine kinase activity; ATP binding
Source: RefSeq, a predicted model, not a curated record